Jatropha curcas is the source of this 1829-nucleotide messenger RNA. The record is from RefSeq and is a predicted model, not a curated record. NCBI's taxonomy places the organism in Eukaryota, Viridiplantae, Streptophyta, Magnoliopsida, Malpighiales, Euphorbiaceae.
AUUUGGACUCAUAUCAUCAGUUUUCUCGAAAAGAAAUGGAAAACCUGUUUGAUAACCCAACUCCAGUUUAUUCUGGAAUUGGGAAAUGUGUUGUUGAGACUGACACAUGUUUAGUACAUUCUCAAGGUGGAGAAUCCUGCACAAGAAAAUUUUUGAUAGAACCAUAUUGUUCUGUCAAAGAAAGAUUAAUUUUAGCUAUUGACUACUUAAAAGAAGAUGUGGAAGAUAGUGAUGUGCUUAUUCAAAUAUGGGUGCCUACAAAAAUAGCAGCUCAAAAUGUGCUUACUACUACUGACCAGCCUUAUUCUCUUAAUCCGAGUUGCCUAAGUUUGGCGAGUUACAGAAAUGUUUCGAAAGCAUUUCAUCUCCCACAGCUUGAGGAGGACAAAAAGAGUCAAGCUGAGUUGCCGGCUGGACGAGUGUUUCCUGGAAGAAGUUUCCCUGAAUGGACUCCUGAUGUUAGAUUGUUCAGGAAUGAUGAAUGUCCGCGAAAAUAUUGUGCUGAGUUGUAUAAUAUUAGUGGGUGUCUUGCAUUGCUGGUUUUCGAACAAGAAAGUGGAACUUGCUUGGCUGUUGUUGAGAUUGUAACGACAACUCAGAAGAUCAAUUAUCAUUUAGAACUAGCAAUUGUGGGUAAAGCUCUUGAAGCUAUCGAUCUAAAGAGUUCGCAAGAUUUCUUUCCUUUUUGUAUAAAGACUUGCAAUGAAUUCUACCAAAUUGCAAUUCCAGAAAUAUCAAAGAUUUUAAAAUCUGUCUAUGAGACUAAUAAUUUGCCUUUAGCUUUGACAUGGACAUUAUGUAAUCGCCAAGGCGAAAAUGAAUACGAGCAGGUUUCAGGGAAGUAUGAUUAUUAUAUAUCAACUGUCGAUUCUGCUUGCUACAUGGCUGAUAGUGAUCUUUUCGGAUUCUUUAAAGCAUGCUCCACGCAAUACUUAUUCCUUGAUCAAGGGAUAGUAGGGAAAGCAUUCACAAGAAACAAGCAAUUGUUUGCUACUGAUGUAACCUCCUUUAGCAAAACAAGUUACCCUCUCUCUCACCAUGCCAGGAUGUUUAAUUUGCGUGCAGCUUUGGCAAUUCCGCUUGAUAGCAUGUGCAUCGGUUCAAUUGAAUUUGUCUUAGAGCUAUUCUUGCCAAGAUAUUCUGCACUUAAAUUUGGUGUUGUUGAUGAGAGUAAAGAAAAUUCUUCUGUUGGCAUAGAUUUCUCAUUGAGCAAAAACUUAAGAGCAGGUGAGAAGAGACAGACCAAGGCAGAAAAGACAAUCAGUGCAAAUUGUUUGCAAAUUCUUCGACAAUAUUUUGCUGGGAGCCUUAAAGAUGCUGCUAAAAGCAUUGGAGUUUGCCCCACUACACUGAAAAGGAUAUGCAGGCAACAUGGAAUCAAUCGUUGGCCUUCUCGAAAAAUCAAGAAAUAAUCAGUUAAUCACUCUUUGAAGAAACUUCAACUAGUAGUCAACUCUAUCUGCGGCGCAAAGGGUCUAAUACGGAUUGGUUCCUUCUAUAAUACCUUUCCUGAAUUGAACUCACAAGGAAAUGAUCAUUUAGAAGUUCCUGUUGUAACGCUGAAAAGAAGUUGCAGCAAAGCAGAAUUGCAUUCACCAAGCAUGACAGACGGAGUGAUAUUCGGAGUGAAAGCAACAUUUGGUUUAGAAAAAAUAAGAUUCAGCUUUCAACCGAACUGUGCCUUCAAGGACUUGCAGCAGGAGAUCGCUAAGCGUUUCAAAAUAUAUGAUUUCAGCAAAAUUGACCUGAAGUAUUUAGACAUUGACAAAGAACCAGUUCUUUUGAUCUGUGAUAUCAAUAACAUAAGGAUAGUUAUUUCCAAAUAUUGA